Molecule: messenger RNA, 1260 nt
Organism: Cuscuta europaea
Lineage: Eukaryota; Viridiplantae; Streptophyta; Magnoliopsida; Solanales; Convolvulaceae
Source: the annotation of a GenBank genome assembly
CUUGGGAUUCCCGGUUAUGUGAUGAUGUGGCUCGUUUUUAACCCAAUCCUUUCUUGUCUGGCAGUUAUAUGCUGAUGUGGUUAAUUUUUGCCAACCUGGAUGCAUUCCUUUGACAUUUUAUUGCGCCUCAUUCACGGUUAGGGCUAUUCUCCUUCCAUUUGAAUAUUCAAGCACCCAUGGCCGACGACGAGGUACUUGGAGGGAUUUGGUAGUGCUUUGGUCAUCUCCUUCACUGAACUGCUUUAUCUAUACUCCUAUUGCAUUCAAAGAGAUAUCAGGUGGGUUAAGAACGAGCCAACUAGACUUCAAGCAGCUUGUGCAACAAAUUGUCCUUUUAAGUGCACCGCUUCAUGGGCUAAUCAAUACAAAUGUCUGCAGUUUGUGCAUUAUUUGACAAGGGUGGGGAGCCGGAAGCUUAUGUUGAUGACAGCUACUCCAAGGACACAUAUCAGAGGAUCUAUUCCCAUCAUCUAGAACCUAUGAAUGGGGAGAUGUUGUGGCAAAGGACACAAAACAAUGACAUUGCUCCCCCCAUUCCAAAGAAGCUAACGGGUAGACCUAAGAAAAAAAGGACUCGUGAAGUGAAUGAACAAUCAUCAUCUGGUAAGGGUAGAACCACUGUAUCACGCAAGGGGAGAGUCAUGACAUGCUCUAAGUGCAAGCAGGCGGGCCAUAAUAAAGCAAAGUAUCCAAACACGGCCACAGAUACACAGAGUGCCUCCACCAAACCUUCCAAAAGAAAAAGUAAAGCACAAAACAAAGAAGGAGGUGAUAGACCCCAAAAGAAGAAAAGAAAGCAUAAGGGUUUUGGCAUAUACAUUGAGCCUGAGACUGGAGAAACUGUUUUAGAUCCGGGACUAUCAAGUGAACAAGUACUUUAAGUGGGGACUACAAAGACUAGUGAAGUGCUGCAAAGACUGGCUGACCAUAGAAGUGCAUUCUGUGAACGGAUGAAACUCGUUUUGUUAUGUAAUGUCAUGUGUACUGAACAUGGGUAUAAAUGCCCCUUUUGUCAUGUAAUGUACGUUUUAAGUGAUGCUUUGUUUAUCUAGAUGUGUAAUGAUCAUGGAUUUAAAUACCCCUUUUGUCAUGUAAUGUUUGUAGUGAUUAUUGGGCAGUUAGAUGUGUUAUGGUCAUGACUAAAAAUGACACUAAUCUGGAAAUGUAAUGCCAUACAUUUUGUUGAACGUCUCGCAAUGUAAUGCUCCUAUUCUGCCCCUAUUCCUCUACAUCAUAUAAAACUGCUCCUGGCUCUUUCCA